This is a messenger RNA of Eupeodes corollae, 1763 nucleotides long. It is a transcript of the gene ZnT86D, whose product is annotated as zinc transporter 7. The transcript is spliced from 3 exons. Gene Ontology annotation, cellular component: membrane; Golgi apparatus. NCBI's taxonomy places the organism in Eukaryota, Metazoa, Arthropoda, Insecta, Diptera, Syrphidae. Gene Ontology annotation, biological process: zinc ion transport; transmembrane transport; intracellular zinc ion homeostasis. The record is from RefSeq and is a predicted model, not a curated record. Gene Ontology annotation, molecular function: zinc ion transmembrane transporter activity. The coding region runs from base 295 to 1440 and encodes 381 amino acids.
AAGGUUUGGUGGUGUUAGUUUGGUGUUGUCAACAAUACGUCAGAAAACUCCCCAAUAUAUUCGGAAAAAAUUAUUCUUCAUUUUUAAAGCAUACUAAAUAAAUAUAACAAAAUGCAAUGAAAUAAUUUAAAUUUUAUGUAUUAAAUUAAGAAGACAUCCUCAAGUAAACUAAACUUUCUCUCACCACAUCUACCGCUGCUGAACUGAAACAAGUUUUUCUAGGUUAAUAAACUUUUUUAUUUCUACAAAAUCCUGCAAGAAUUUAGUGAUAACAAACACCACAAACUCGAUAAGAUGUAUUUACCACUUUCAAAAAAGGACAGCCGGAGUUUUACGUAUAGAAUCAAAGAGAAACUAAACAGUUGGAAGCGGCUUAUAUUUUCGGAUCGCAAUUCUAGAAACUUGUUCCUUUUCCUGUUGCUUAAUCUAAGUUUUGCUUUCGUUGAAUUAUUCUAUGGAAUAUUAACAAACAGUUUGGGUCUCAUUUCGGAUUCAUUUCAUAUGUUCUUCGAUUGCACAGGUCUACUAGCUGGUCUAGCUGCAUCUGUCAUAACCAAGUGGAAAGCUAACGAUAAAUUCUCUUAUGGCUACGUGAGAGCAGAAGUACUAGCUGGGUUUGUGAAUAGCCUUUUUCUUCUGUUUAUUGCGUUCUUCAUUUUAUCAGAAGGUGUGGAGCGUCUGAUUGAGCCACCAGAAGUGAAACACGAGCGCCUAUUUGUUGUUUCUGUACUUGGUCUUUUGGUAAAUCUAGUAGGCAUAUAUGCAUUCCAACAUGGCCACUCACACGGCGGUGGUGGGCAUGGUCAUUCGCAUGGCGGUGGAGGUCAUGGACAUUCACACAGUUCUCCCAGUAAUCACUUAGACCAUGGCGAAAUGCUUAGUAUAACAGUUGAAGACCCUCAAAGUCACGGCCAUGGUCAUAGUCAUAAUCAUGGCGGUCACGGACAUAGCCACAACGGCAGUAGUGGCAUUGCAGUAAGCGAAAUUGGCGGAAACAAUUCUCAAAUUAUGCGAGGAGUUUUCCUGCACAUAUUAGCCGAUACUUUGGGAUCAGUUGGAGUUAUUAUUUCUGCAGUUCUAAUGCAAAUGUUUGGAUGGAUGAUUGCAGAUCCUAUUUGUUCGAUAUUCAUUGCUCUUUUGAUUGCAAUGAGUGUUUUGAGUCUUAUUAAAGAAUCGAUUAUGAUUCUCAUGCAACGACAACCCCAAGAACUUGAUGGAGUCUUACGCCAAUGCUAUCAAAAAGUAGAAGCACUUGGUGGAGUUCAAUCAGUGCAGGAGCCACACUUCUGGACAUUAUGCUCGAAUGUAUUUGUUGGUGCGAUAAAGCUAGAGGUUAAGAAAGACUGUGUUCCAAAAUAUGUAUUGACGCAUGCGCGAAUGAUAUUCGAGUCUGUUGGAGUGAAGCAAAUUUACAUUCAAUUAGAUUAUGUAGAUGUGUGAUGAUAGUGAAGUUAGGAUUACAAUAUAAUUAAUUAAUGAUUGUUUAUAAUAUUAAAAAAAAAAAAACAAAAAUACAAAUCGAAAAACAGCAAACGAAUUUCUGUUGCAAUAUUUUUAUACUAUUUUUUUUUUUGUAUGUACAAAUGCCUACAGUUUCUUUUAAACAAACGAAAUAUUUGAUAAAAUUGGUUCAAGAUUAUUUUUAUUAAUUUAUUAAUCAUUCCAGUAAAAUUUAGACGGAAAUAUUUGUAAAAUAAAACAAAAUAAAUUUUACCGAAAUUCUGCGCAAUCCGAAUAAAAAACAAUUUCUUUGUUAUAAGCUA